This is a messenger RNA of Scophthalmus maximus (turbot), 1471 nucleotides long. It is a transcript of the gene gjz1, whose product is annotated as gap junction protein zeta 1. The record is from RefSeq and is a predicted model, not a curated record. The transcript is spliced from 2 exons. Gene Ontology annotation, cellular component: connexin complex. The coding region runs from base 824 to 1471 and encodes 215 amino acids. Lineage: Eukaryota; Metazoa; Chordata; Actinopteri; Pleuronectiformes; Scophthalmidae. Gene Ontology annotation, biological process: cell communication.
CUGAAUGCAAAGCGAGGGUGUUAGUAUUCAAUCAUUGCGCUGCGAGAGGUAAGCUCACUUCCCAUUAAUUACAUUUUUUAAACCUUUUGAAGUACAUCAAGAAUCACUUAAAUCCAUACACAUUAACAGAAGUGUAUAUAUUUGUUGUGUAAAUGAGUGUCGUGCUAAAGCUUUUCUAUGUGUGUAUGCACUUCCCCUAAGUUGCCAUUUAAAAAUAAAUUAUUUAUUCUACAGGCAAGAGAAAAAUUAAAAAUGAAUAGAAAAAACUGCACCAUCUUUUUGACCCUUUUGUCAGUUCUGUGGCCUUGAAGAAACAGCAUUUAUAUUUUUCACAGCUGAAAUAAACUUUAUACUUGAAAUUUAACAUGAAAAAGAUCUAUCAUGAUAUAUAAGCACAAUGGAAAAUUAAAUGAUCUGUGAUGAAUGGUGGGAGAAUUAUUCGGAUCAGUAAGUGAAAAGUAUAAAUAACAUAAUGUAAAAUAUGUCUUUAAAGGUGAAGGUAUAAGUAUAUUAACAGAAAAACGUACUUAAGGUAUUUAGAGUAAAAAUACUGGUUCUGCUAGAAACUUCAAUAUUGUAUACAACAGUACUAGACUAUGCAUUAAUGUUUAACAGUACUUCACUGCUGCAUGCAGUUGAAGUGGAGCUAGUUUUAACUAAUAAACACAGUUUUUUUUUGUGUUUUAAGCCUUUCAUAAGCAGAACAUUUCAAGUAGAGUCUUUGAACAAUUUACUUAGUUACGUUCCACCGCCGAAUUGAGGUAAUCACAAUUUAAGAAGUAGUAUUUUCCUUUGUUCCAACCUCCCCGGGUCAGGGGUGACUAUGGCAGCAUUAGUGACAGGCCUCAUCCCCAUCCUGCGGACGGCAGUGGACGCCACCACCACCUACAAGUGUCGCUCCCUGUGGUUUGGCUUCCUGUGCAUCCGCGUGGUGAUCCUCUUUCUGGCUGAGCUGCCCUUCACCAAACUGGACUCCGACUUUACCUGCAACGGCACCAGGGAUGGCAUCUGCGCCAGGGCCUGCUUUAAUAAACAUUUCCACAAACCUAUGAUGGUGGCCUGGAACUUCAUGUUUGUCCUAGUCAUUCUGUCUGUCCUGCUCAUGGAGCUAUUCGCCUCUCACCUGCGCUCUCUGGCCCAGAAGAGGAGCUCCCAGGUGAAGGUAAAUGUUGAGCUGGAGGGCCAGGGUCAAGAGGAGGCUCAGGGUGUGUCUAAAGAAGACAGGGACAAGACGGUGAUAGAUCUCCACAAAGACAGAGGCACAGUGGGCUUCUACCUGCUGAGCAUCACUCUGCGUAUUCUGGUUGAAUCUUGGUUUAUCUAUGUACUGCUUUUUUGGAACCUGCCGGCGCUAGAAAAUGGUCCAUACAAGUGUUCGACGCACAUCUGCUCUGAGAAGCUCAAACUCUGCCACAAGGAAGGUGUCAGAUACACUGUGCACUGCCUCAGCAGUUUUUCCAUGCAACACUGA